AUGUCGUGGCCUCACCGUUCAAACUACUGGGUCAGAGGUCAAGCGAGGUCACCGAAAUCAGCUUCCGGUGGUGAGGAUAUUCGCGGCAAAAAUUCCACGAGUUUGGGAAAAAGAGCAGCAGAGGGGAUAGAAUCCUACACCCCUGUGCAAGCCGUUCACGUCCUCGCAAGAACAGAAGAACGGGAAACAAGUGAGAACGAGACAGAACCAGAAUCCACGGACGCUUCGGAAGAACAUGCAACCGACACAGAGGAACUUGUCCCAACGGAGCGUCCUCUGAAGAAAAUUUUGUUCUGGAAUGACGCCUAUCUCGACAAGCACUUCGGGUUUGGCGAGGGCAGGGACAUCUUCAAGGAGGCGGGUUGCAAAGUGGACGCCUGUUUUGCAACGAGCAACAGGAGGAUGUUCCCCUUGAUGGAGGUGGACGCUGUGCUCUGGCACUCGCGGUCCGGGGAUCUGUCGCUGCCCAGGAUACGGAGUCCCCACACGCGCUACGUAUUGUGGGUCAGGGAGUCGGCUUCCUACCCGGGUUACAUUGCAGAUUUCAGACACGUGUUCAACUGGUCCUAUACGUAUAGACUGGAUUCCGACUUUCUCAAUUCAUACGGCACGGUGAUUCGUCGCGAGGACCCACACGCGUAUCCGACGUACAGGAACCACGCAACCGGGAAAAGAAAACUGGUGGCCUGGUUUGUCUCGAACUGCAGGCCUCCCAGUGGUAGGGAUUUAGUCGCCAAAAAACUACAAGACUGGAUACAGGUGGACGUGUACGGGAAAUGCGGUCCCUUGAAAUGCAGACAGAACGCCCUGUGUAUGCAGAUGCUUGAGAAAAGAUACAAAUUCUACCUGUCGUUCGAGAAUUCUCUUUGCCUCGAUUACGCCACCGAGAAAUUCUUCAAGAUACUGAAACUCGACAUCGUUCCAAUCGUCUACGGAUUGGCCAAUUACUCGGCCAUCGCUCCUCCUCACUCUUUCAUCGACGCCCUCGCCUUCAGGAGCGCCCAGGACCUCGCUCACUACAUUCUUUAUUUGGACAAGAAUGACACCGCUUAUAACGAGUACUUCCGAUGGAAGCCACACUACGACCUACAAGACAGACAGAUCCACACAGCAAACGUUUUCUGUGACAUGUGUGAACGUUUGCACAGCGACAACACGACGAAAACGUUUGAUGCUUUGGAGUGGUUCGUGCAUGACUCCAAGUGCGUGACACGUGACUCCGAGAGGGUGCAGAGUUUUAUCAAUGGAUGA
Messenger RNA from Penaeus vannamei (Pacific white shrimp), 1251 nucleotides. The record is from RefSeq and is a predicted model, not a curated record. Lineage: Eukaryota; Metazoa; Arthropoda; Malacostraca; Decapoda; Penaeidae.